AAAUAAGAUUGACUGCAAUGCCUACAAGCCAAACUCGGGAGACAAACAUUCUCCUCGUCAUCAAGACGUCACGAAACAAGCCGGAAGUGGAAAUCAGUAGCAGUACGUGGCCUUUUUUUCCGAGACCCACAGAGGCUGCAGCGUCUCUUCGUGAUAAAAUGGAACUGGAGGCUAUGACCCGAUAUACCAGCCCGGUGAACCCGGCUGUGUUCCCACACCUUACUGUUGUUCUGCUGGCCAUCGGCAUGUUCUUCACUGCCUGGUUCUUUGUGUAUCCUAAAGAACUUGACUACAAUGAAGGAAAAUGGUGAGCCUAAGACUGUAAAAGUAGAGGUGGCUGUCAGCAAGGCAAAUUGCAACUGUCAGUAUCUUUUGCUCAGUGUGCUUUUACUCAAGGAAUGAACACCAAACAAUUGAGUAAAAAGUACACUGCCAAACCAGAACCAUAUUCCACUAUGGGUAAUGACACAACACUGAAUGCAGGCUUGAGGUCACUGGACAGAGGUAUUUAAUGAUGUAAAGUCCAAAUUCAGGUUUCUUGUAUUUCCAGUCGUCCUGUAGGCUUGUAGGACUUGGACACUUAGU
Molecule: messenger RNA, 585 nt
Organism: Thalassophryne amazonica
Lineage: Eukaryota; Metazoa; Chordata; Actinopteri; Batrachoidiformes; Batrachoididae
Gene: tmem258
Product: transmembrane protein 258
Exons: 3
Coding region: 18-311 (97 amino acids)
Biological process (GO): protein N-linked glycosylation
Cellular component (GO): membrane-bounded organelle
Source: RefSeq, a predicted model, not a curated record